AUGCCCAAGAAGAUCACAUCAUAUGUUCCUGGAUCCUGUCUCGAGGAGCUUUCGAGAUUCGAUGAAGAUAUCGAUCAAAACACUCCACCACGUGAUCAUCAGGUGACUGUACAGGCUUCCGAGUCUCUUGUAAAGUUUAAAAGUUUGAACUCUAAUCAACAAGAUUUCUUCCCACAAAAGCAACAACAAAGCGUCAUGGUCAUUUUUAGCACGCCAGAUCAAAAUUGCAAUACGGAAUACUAUCUUACUAGUAGGAGUGGAGGUUGA
Botrytis porri is the source of this 267-nucleotide messenger RNA. RefSeq lists its product as uncharacterized. The transcript has a single exon. The record is from RefSeq and is a predicted model, not a curated record. Lineage: Eukaryota; Fungi; Ascomycota; Leotiomycetes; Helotiales; Sclerotiniaceae. The coding region runs from base 1 to 267 and encodes 88 amino acids.